AGAGAGAAAGGGGGGAGGGACUGUUGUUGUGUGCAGCACUGCUGUCAUUUGGCUUCUGCACGGCUCAGCGGCAAGACGGUCUGGUGAAGGGAGGAGAGAAAACGAGGGAGUGAGAGAAAGAGGAGAGAGAAAAGGAGUACCAGAGCGGCAGCUGCUGCAGCCUGACAGGAAGGAACGGGAAAAAUAAAGGGUGCACGGAAUAAGCGUUUUCUUCCCAUGCAAGAGAGAAAGAGCCGCACAUUCGUCCUCUCCUCCAUGCUCUCACUCUUCUCUCAUCCGGCCCUAAAUGCUCUCCAGUAGAGGAAGACGCUUGGGGGUCGAAUAAAAGGCAGGCAGAGCAAGGGGACGUCAAGGGAAGGUGCAGGCAUGGCUGCCAAGAGGGGCAAGUCCGGCGUGCCACAAAGCGUGGCACGGAGCGAGCUGAAGAUGUACCGUGUGGGCAGCACAGAGGGGCGCAUCCCGGUGCCAACCAACCUUCGCAAACAGAGGUCCCUGACCAACCUGGCCGUGCUGACAGACGCCGAGAAGAAGAUGCAACUCUAUGAGCCCAAAUGGUGCGACGACAUGAGCAAAGCUGCUGCAGGACACCUGAAGAUGGGCAAACCCAAACUGGCAGCCGGCGGAGGGGCGGGGGGUUCCCAACUCUCUCGAAACCUGUCCAAAUCUGACCACUCCCUCUUCCAGGGCAAACCCAAGACGUUCACCCCUCUCGCAGCACCUGGCGCCUUGGGAAAAAGCCAAAGUCGGAUCCCUCGAGGCCCUUACGCGGAAGUAAAACCCUUGAGCAAGACGUCCGAUGACUGCAAGUCCGACGACGAUAUCUUGUCCAGCAAAGCCAAAGCCAAUGGGAAGAAACCGGCGGCUGGGAGCUCCGGAGACCCAGAGGCUAAAGGUCAAGGUGAGGAAGGUGCCGAUAAACCCUUCCUCAAGGUGGACCCGGAGCUGGUGGUCACCGUUCUUGGUGACCUGGAGCAGUUGCUCUUCAGUCAGAUACUCGAUCCUGAAUCUCAAAGGAAACGGACAGUUCAGAAUGUCCUGGACCUCAGACAGAACCUGGAGGAAACCAUGUCCAGCCUGCGAGGGACUCAGCUCAGCCAGAGUUGUCUGGACAGCAGCGUCUGCUAUGACAGUGAUGAAACCAACGCUCGUAGCAUCUCCAGCCUCUCCAACCGCUCCUCUCCUCUCUCUUGGCGCCACGGACAGUCCAGUCCUCGUCUCCAAGCCGGCGAUGCUCCUUCCUCAGCGGGCAGCAGCUAUGUGUCGGGCAGCAAGGCCUCGUCUCAGUACACCUCUCACACCAUGCCUGCCCGCUGCUCCAGCCGCCUCAGCCACACGUCACGCAGCGAGUUCAUCGAAGGCCUGGACGCCGGAGACAGCGAACUCAAGUCUGGUUACCUGAGUGAUUCUGAUGUACUUUGCAAGAGCCUUAAUGACGACGACGAUGACGAUAAUCUGGCCAAUGGUUGGGACGAGAGCAGCUCCAUCAGCAGCGGUUUGAGUGAUGCUUCUGAUAACCUGAGCUCAGAGGAACUCAACGCCAGCUCGUCUCUCAACUCCCUCCCAACCACACCUGUGGGCUCGCGACGCAACUCCUCCGUCAUGUUGCGGACGGAUGCAGAGAAGCGUUCUCUGGUGGAGAGUGGACUGGCGUGGUACAGUGAGGACAGCAAGUCCUUACGGAAGGCUGAUGGAGUUUAUGACACAGGCAGCCUUAAGUCAGAGCCUUCCAGCAAGUGGAGGAAAACUCGGCUGCCAGAUGGUUCUGCGCAGGACAAGACGGGGAAAGGAGAACUGAAGAAACCUCAGAGUCUAGGACAACCUGGGAGCUUCAAAAAGGGCCGCAAUCCUCCUGUGGGCGUCACCUCUCCCAUCACACACACUUCACAAAGUGUGCUAAAAGUUGCAGUUUCUAAAGGAGACACUAAGGCGGUUGACAAGGUGAAAAUGUCCGUCAAGGCAACGGGUCUCCAGCGUUCACGCUCCGACGCGGGCCGGGACAACGAGCACCGCAAGCCUCCCUCAGGUCUGGUCAAACCCUCCGCCGGAGCCUCCUUCGGUUACAGGAAACCUCCGACCACUGGAACCGCCACCGUCCUGACAGCAGGAGGCGCCACUAUCACCAGCGGCUCGGCCACUGUGGGCAAGACCCCCAAGUCCUCUGGCAUCCCCAUCAAACCCGUCCCAGGCGGAGGCGGGCGCAAAAACAGCCUGGACGCCAGCGGCUCCGAACAGGGUUUCCUGGCACCCAACGCUCGCGGGAGCAUUCAGUAUCGCAGUCUGCCACGACCUGCCAAAUCCAGCGCUAUGAGCUUGACCUCUCGCCCUGUUAGCAGCAGCAUCGAUGCCAGUCUCCUCACCCUCAAACCCGUACCGCCUCUGCCCAACACCAUGCCCACCAGAGGAAAAGAUGGAGGCGGCUUGAAAGCGGCUAGUCGCCAGAGCACCACGGGACCCGUCAACCAAACAGACCGAGAGAAGGAGAAGGAGAGGGCUAAGGCCAAAGCCGACCUGGAGAUCAGCUGUCUGAAGGCUGAGAACCAGAGCGACAGCUGUGCAGACACUGUGGAGAAGAUCCACCGAGUGCGGAGGACGAGCUCGAGUAAAUACCCAGAACUGAGCUCUCCGACCAGCACGCCAAGGUUGCUGAGCAGUAAGUCUCUAGUUCACCCUCCAAGCCUGGCUCACCUAGACAAGCUCAACUCUAACAGUCUGGACUCCUGUAUCACCAUCCAUGACCUUCCUCCAAAGAUCCCUCCCUACUCCAAGCUGCAGGACCUGGCGGGCUCCCGCGUGUCCCCUCGACUCACCCCGAGCCCUGCGCCGGUGCUCCACAUCGACUCUCCCAGCUGUUUCUCAGGCCAGACGCUGUCGGUCAGCAGCUCCCCCAUCCUCUACCCCAAGAUGUCCGGCCUGCACCGCAGCAUGGAGUCUCUGCCGCUUCACAUGAGCGUCCCCACCAAACCGGAUCUGGGAGAGCGGGAUGAAGCCAGGAGUACUGGGACGUGGGGCGCAGGCAGCCGGACGUCCAUCACUUUGGGCGACAGUUUACAAACUGAUAGGAACACCUUUCCCAAGAAAGGAUUAAGUCGCUAUGGCAGCGGCCAAUCAGAGGGAGAAGUGAGGGAACGCCGUCAUUCCCACACGAUCACGAGCAUGACGGAUUCGGAGAGCCCACCGCAGCUGCCCUCGCCGACACACGUGACACAGUCCUUCCUGGGAAAAACACCGCCAACCAACGUGGUGGCACCAAUCCCAAGUUCAGGCUCUGGUUCCCAGAUCACACGCUCCAACAGCAUCCCGGCGAAUGACAUGGGCUACGAGCUUUAUGGCACGUCUCCUCUGGGCAGCUCUCUGUCUCUGGCCGACCGACCAAAGAGCAUGAUGAGAUCCGGAUCCUUCAGAGAGCCUAGUGAAGACGUUCAUGGAUCUGUGCUGUCUCUGGCCUCGAAUGCCUCAUCCAACUAUUCGUCGACUGAAGAGAGAAUGCAAGGAGAGCAAAUCCGGUUACUGAGGCGUGAGCUGGAGUCAUCUCAGGAUAAAGUGACCAAUCUGACCAGCCAACUCUCAGCAAAUGCAGGCCAGGCUAACCUGGUGGCAGCGUUUGAGCAGAGUCUGGCCCUCAUGACGGCGCGACUGCAGAGUCUGUCAGUCACUUCUGAGCAGAAGGAUUCUGAGCUACAGGACCUAAGGGAAACCAUAGAAGUCUUAAAGGUCAAGAACACAGAAGCCCAGUCCAUCAUUCAAGGGGCCCUCAAUGUCCCCGAAACCACACCCAAAGAGCUGCAGAUCGACCGGCAGAACUCGUCAGAGAGCAUCUCCAGUCUGAACAGCAUCACCAGUCACUCCAGCGCCGGCAGCCUGAAGGAGCAGGAGGCCAAGAAGAAGAAGAAGAAGAGCUGGGUCUAUGAGCUGAGGAGCUCCUUCAACAAGGCCUUCAGUAAAAAGGGAUCCAAAGCACCAUACGCAGAUAUAGAGGAGAUCGCAACGCCGGUCACAUCCGCCCCAUCUUCACCCAAAAUCCAACAUAACGUGGAUAACGCCUCCGCAAAGGCCUCGACUUCAACAUCAGGAUCGUGUGAAGGCCCUGAGGACACUGAGCAUGAAGAGAAAGUGGUGUCAGAGUUACGCUCGGAACUGUGGGAGAAGGAGCGCAAGCUGACGGACAUCCGUCUGGAGGCGCUGAGCUCCGCCCAUCAGCUGGAGCAGCUGCAGGAGGCCAUGACCAACUUGCAGAUGACGGUGGAAAACCUGAAGGCGGAGAAUGACCAGCUGAAGACGGGUGGCCCCUCCUCCAGACCUCCGAGCUCCACCUCCCAGUCCUCUGGGCUCGGUUCAUUGGGCGUCUCAUCACCACGGCAAUCGGUGUCGUCUUUCGGCAAAACCGGCAUGGGACAAAAUGAGCCUUACCCAGAUGUCUUUCAAAGCCCCACCACGACUUUGCAGAAGGACGAAAGUCUGGUCAGAGUGUUGGUUCGCAUACCCAAUCAGCACCUAUUCAAAGACGAGGUGAAACAGCUGGAGUUUUUCAUUGGCACGGUUAAAAUCAGCGGACGGACCGACUGGUUUUCUCUGGACUCUGCAGUUAUCCAGGCUUUUAAAGAGUAUUUAGCGGUGGUGGACCCCGGCUCCAGCCUCGCUCUCUCUCAGGACUCCAUCUACAGCUACAGCCUGAGCCAUCUGAAGAGGGUUCUGGGAGCGCAGCCUCCGGAGACGCCUCCUGUGCGCCUCUACAGCAAAGGCUCCUCCUGCAUCAGCGUGACUCUGAAAGGACUGAAGGAGAAGUGUGUGGACGUUCUGGUGUUUGAGACGCUCAUCCCCAAGCCCAUGAUGCAGCAUUACAUCAGUCUGCUGCUCAAGCACCGGCGCUUGAUCUUAUCCGGCCCCAGCGGCACAGGCAAGACCUACCUCACCAGCCGCCUCGCCGAGUACCUGGUGGAGCGCAGCGCUCGAGAGGUUACGCCCGCCAUCACCACCACCUUCAACAUGCACCGCCAGUCCUGCAAGGACCUUCAGCUCUAUCUGGCCAAUCUGGCCAAUCAGAUCGAUCGGGAGAGCAGCACAGCUGAGAUCCCAUUGGUUGUCAUCUUGGAUGAUGUGCAUGAUGCAACAUCCCUCAGUGAACUUGUUAAUGGUGCUUUAACCUGUAAAUAUCAUAAAUGUCCAUAUAUAAUAGGGACAACCAAUCAGCCAGUGAAGAUGACCCCUAACCAUGGCUUACACCUCAGCUUCAGGAUGGUGAUGUUUUCCAAUAACGUUGAGCCAGCAAACGGAUUCCUGGUACGUUACCUGCACAGAAAGCUAAUGGAAGCUGAAGAUCCCAGGAGCGUGAAGAAUGAAGAUCUGCUGCGGGUGCUGGACUGGGUGCCCAGACUCUGGUACCACCUCCACACCUUCCUGGAGAAACACUGCACCUCUGAUUUUCUCAUUGGUCCCUGCUUCUUCUUGUCCUGUCCAGUAACAGUAGAGGAAUUCCGCACGUGGUUUAUCGAUCUUUGGAAUCACUCAAUCAUCCCGUACCUGCAGGAAGGAGCCAAAGAUGGCAUUAAGGUUCAUGGGCAGAAGUCGGUGUGGGAGGAUCCGGUGGAGUGGGUCAGAGGAUCUCUGCCCUGGCCGUCUGCUCAGCAAGACCAGGCCAAACUCUUCCACCUGCCUCCCCCGAGCACAGGCCCCGGCAGCCCAAACCAGGCAGGAGACGAUCGGCCACAUAAGGAGACGCCGCCCAGCUCCGUCGAGUCAGAUCCACUGAUGGCUAUGCUGUUGAAACUACAAGAGGCUGCCAAUUACAUCGAGUCACCAGAGAAAGAAUCAGAUCCAAAACUCCCUCCUCUCUGAACAUGUCCUCCAUCUCUCCUGCCGCCCAUGUCCAGCUCCAAACUCCACACCUGCAGAUGACACUGUACUGUUACUAUAAAUGCUGUCAGUGCAUUUCACCCACUCUUUUAUUAUAUUAUUCAUCCCACCUUUCUUAUAUCAGUGGAAUGUCCCUUACAGAAAAGCACUGUGGUGGUACCGUGGUUCAGUGAUGCUAUCAGAUGGUAAUACCGUGGUACUUUCUCAUAUGGGUAGUUGAUUUGUUCUGCAGUAUUACAUGCUAUACGACCAUUUUAAACAGCAUUUUCCUCUUUUAAAGUUAUUAUGCAUGCAGCAUGCAUGAUAAUGUAUGAGAUCUCAUGAAUCGUAAGACUACACAGAGUAUUUGUGCUUGUAAAAAUGGAUUUGUUGCACCUCAGGACCUUUAAAGUGAACUAGUGAUGGCAAAAAUAGCGGUUAAAAUGGAAGAAUCGGUGACCCAUUACAGCACAUAAAACUACACUUUUCUGUAUACAUUCUUUUAUUUAAACCUUUACAAUCUAGUUUAAAUAUUGGUGGUGAUCCAUAAAACUGAGUAAAUAACAUGGUAUUAUCUUUUUUAUUGACCAAACCAUGGUAAUACCACCACAGCCGGUUCAUCUAUAGUCAAUUUUUGUUUUUACCAUGGUACUUUUAUGUAAGGGCUUGCAAAAACAAUAUUUUGUCAUGAAAUUUAACUCCUUCUCCUAAAAAAAAAUGAUGAAAAUGAUCAUUUUAUAGCACUUCAAUCUGCAUAUUUCAGUUUACGGAUGCUUCAGUACGUAUGUAAUUCUCUUUGCGGGAACUUUUACUGUUCCACUGCUGCCCGUAUUAACAACUCAAUGAUACAGGUGCUAAAAUCGCUAGUGCGCAAGUGGUUUCAUCUUGUGGUAAUGAAUAAGAGCCAACAUGGGAGAUUCUGGGAAAUAUUAUGUCUCACUUAAUAAUGUAACACUUUACAGGCCACUUUAGCCUAUGCUGCUUUUUGUAUGUUUCAUUUCUUUCACGUUUGAAUAUGGCCACAGCAUAAGCUUUAGUUUAACCCCAGAAACACUUAAGCAGACCACAUUACUCCUUUUCUUCCUCUUUCUAACACAGUGAAUGCCUUACAACAGAUUCUAAGUGUGCUAUCAUGCUCCCUUUUCACUCUGUAGGGGGCAGAGUUAAGCAAAGCUCAGAAAUGUACUUCCAUGAAUCAAAUCUGAAUUAAAUCAGAAACGAACAGGAUGUUGGAUUGGAUUUUGAUUUAAAAUAAAAGUGAGAGGAAUUUACUAAAUUGCAAUUAAAAAAAAAAAAAUCUCGAUGGAUUGUGGUUUGUAGAAAACAGUUCAACCUUAAAACUAAACCUGCAGUCUUUGAAUUUCAUUCACUCUAAUUCCUAAAACUUAAAUUGAAAGUAUGAUUCUGCAUCCUGUUUCAAAAGGCACUUAACCCUGAUAAACUGAAGCUUGUGUUCCCUCAAAAGUUCCCACAGUAUACAAAAGCACCUCAGUAACACGCUGUAAAGAUCAUUUGCAUUCGGAGAGACGUCCCCACCACAAACAGACCAUUUUGUGCUCUUUGAUUUACUGUAAUGAUACUGUAGAGACGUUUCUCAGCUCAGGGGUUUGGUUAUCUCAGGCCUCUAAUUAGAUUCAAUACAGCUACAGUACUUUCUCAGUUACUGCUCUCUUUGUAGCAAAUGGUGCAAAUGUAGAAAACCAAAUAUUCAGUAUGAGCCUUUUAUUUGAAGUACUAGAGACGAUCACCCUAAUAAAGUGCACACGGAUGCGAAGACGAAGAUUAUUUGGUGCUAUUCUGUAUCACUAUUGGAAAACAUGACUUGGUUUAGCAAAAAUCGCACUUGAAAUCCAUUAGCCUUACUCUUGUGGUAUUUAAAUGGCAUCUUUAGGUACAACCAAGUGAUCAUUUUAUUUGUACAAUCCUUUUAGUCGUAGUUUUAGAGCUGUAAGCAUUAAGUUUCUUUAGACGUAGUUUAACCAUCACACUAAAACUCCACCACGAUAUCGUUAUGUCAAAGUAAAUCAACCUCCUAAUGGUAGUCUAAAAACAUAUCAAACCUCACGGCAUUUCUCUGAACCUUACGAUUAAUAUCAAAGUCGGCAAAGUUCUGUUGAGCACUAACGAGAGUAGUGUACAUUACAUCCAUACAUCCUCAGUGCUCACACAGAAGAGGAUUCGCUCACAGAAAGCAGUGGUGGACCAGUAAUUUCCCAUCUCUGUACCUGAAACUAGUAUUCAAACAUGCAUGUGCUGUAGAUAAGAUCUGGGCUAUUAAAGUUAAAAUCAAACUCAUUCCUUUCUAUUCAUCUAUACUGCAUUAUCAUUACUCUACACAGUGUAAAUAUGAUUUUCGUAGUUCCUUCUACAAGAAAUGAGGGAUUGUGGAGUCUAUUAUCCAAAUAGAGAGAGACUCGUAAUGUUCAAGAUGGCAAAAUGAUUUUGUUAUUUUAGCCUCCUUCAGUUGCGCUGCUGCUGCUGCUUCAAGUAUAAUGUGUGACUUUUAUAUUUGAUUACAUUCCAGACAUAAGACAGUGUGUCAGUGGCUUUUGUUGCUUAUCUGCUGAAGAUCCUAGUUGGCCAUUUGCAGUUUCAUUUUAUAUCAAUAUAUGCCACUGCAACAAAAUAUUCCAUUUCAUAACCGCAGCAUGUCGGUGAAUUACCACUGAUAUUGAAUCUGGAUCAGCGAAUAAAGCUAAUCAUUGAGGGAAUAAAUCUCAUUCCGCCGUUUUCAUUGUCAGCAGCUAUUCUUUGUUUUAAAAAGACAUUUGUUAGUGUGACUAAAGCCGCUGAACACUGUCUGCAUCAUGUUUCUGGUUAUUGUGCCUGUGACCGUGUGAUAGCUGUGCUGUGUUGUGCAAAGUCCCAUAUAAUGCGACAAUUCAGCAACUUUUUACUCUCUACUUUGUCUGUCCUGGAAUGGUAGCGACAGCACAUGGAUGGUGACUGGUAAAACUGGAUUUUUACAUUGAUUUCACUUUCUGUCGCUCAUAAGCUUUGGUUUGUGUCUGCUUCUGUUGCUGUUUUCACUCUUAAAUGCACCUUUUUAUGUGGACUAUAUUAUUGCAAUAAUUUGACGUGUGUUAAACAGAGUCAGGAACUCCGUUUGAUAAAGACUUUGGGUGAUUGUAUGCCUUGAUGGUGCUGUCUUGAGGUAAGGGUCAAGUGAAUGAGAACCUACAGUAGGCCUAUAUCAGGUGGUGUGCUUUUAUGUAAAGUAUUUCAGAGGACCAAUGAAAAAUAUAAAGAUAAUAUUACAGAUAAAAAGUGGUGAGAAGUUGCUGAAUAGUCCCUUCACUUCAUGCAAUGCUUGAUAUUGAUUCAAAAGUCCAUUACUAUUGCAUAAAAGGUAAUAUGACAGUAGAAGAUGUAAGUUACAAUGUGCAAUGGGUUUCUAAAUGUCGUAAACGCAUGUCACCUUUGUGUGAAGCAGAAUUACGGAUGUGUUCUACCUAAUUUGGGGUCAUAUAAAAGGAAUGAUAUAAGUUUCUUUUUAUUGUAAUGUUCCCCCAAAUGAUUGUUUGUACAACUUCAUUUCCAUUUUGUACAGAACGUUAGAAAUGUAAACAUUGUACAUAGCGUGGCCCUGCAUUUGCAACAACAAUCAUUUAAGAAAAAAACAUAGUGUCAUUAAGAAAUGUGGUUUGUAAGGAAGACUUGUGCUUUUGUUACCGAUGGAGUGGCCCAGUACACAGAAACUGGCAUGCUUCGGAUGUUCGUAAUAUGACCACCAAGACAUUGUCCAUCUGUCAUAAUAAAACCACAACGUUCGUUAACUGUG
Messenger RNA from Cyprinus carpio (common carp), 9610 nucleotides. RefSeq names its product neuron navigator 1-like. Gene Ontology annotation, molecular function: ATP hydrolysis activity. The record is from RefSeq and is a predicted model, not a curated record. The transcript is spliced from 31 exons. Gene Ontology annotation, cellular component: microtubule cytoskeleton; axon initial segment. Gene Ontology annotation, biological process: nervous system development; neurogenesis; microtubule bundle formation. NCBI's taxonomy places the organism in Eukaryota, Metazoa, Chordata, Actinopteri, Cypriniformes, Cyprinidae. Bases 367 to 5832 code for a protein of 1821 amino acids.